AUGACAAGGGUCCAGGGCCUCAAUGGCGCGAUGGGCGAUUUCCAAGUCAGAUUACCUCCUGAACUUUUUCUGCGCAUCGCCGAAGAACUAGGAAUUAUAAUCAUGAGCGAUUCGUUUCAAAAUCAGUUGGCUCAAGAUGAAGCGAACGGCUCUCUGGCCGAGGACGAUUCCGAGCAAAACAUCGAUCAUGCGGUGAGGCAAGUAACAGUCUGCCUGCAGGAAUGUCCUACUCUGUCCAUGCUCCGGGCUAGCACAGUUUCCCGGUACUUUCGCGAGAAAAUUCUAUCCAUCGCUCUCAGAUGGGAUGCUGCCAGCGAGAAUCCGCUGGCCAUCCACUUCGCUGCCUCGAGAGGAUAUGCGACGUUACUGAGUAACGCUUUGAAGCAGCCGGGUGCGGAUCCAAACUACACUCCAACAGGUUUCGGUCACGCUGCAUUGUCCCCCGUCAUGGCCGCGACAUACAUGGGCCACUUGCAGAGCGUCCACCUACUCCUCGAUGCCGGCGCUAAUGUCAGAGACCUCGAGGGGUUGGAACAGAGGUGGCAAGUUGCUCCUCUGGUCGAAAGCUUCACCACGCAACUCCGUAAUGCGAUGAGCGUCAACCGUUUUUGCGUCAGGUCACCUCUUCAUUUGGCUUUGCUGGCACCCAAAAACGCAGUAGAAAUUUUCCGGUUGAUACUUGAAAAAGUCACACCUCAAUCCCAGGACCGGUACAUUGCCGACCCCAACACAAGAAUGUUCGCUCAUGCCGUUGCCCAGGAUCACGUCGAUUUAGUAGACACCCUAAUGCAGUCUGGGGCGCAAUUAGAUCAUGGAGGCCAAGCCUCCCACGGUCCGAACAUUCCCGUCAUCCAUCAUGCCGUCUCUGCGCAAAUGAUUCGCAAGCUUCUACAGGUCGGUGCUUCCGUACAGACACCUCGCAGAGUCGGUCUCAACGCGUUACACGCCGUCUGUCUGAGCCAAAAGAACUGUGGAUCAGCUGUGCAGGAACUAAUCAACACGGGAAUCGAUGUCAAUGAGAUCACUGGCGGCGGCCCCGAGCGCAACACGCUGAUUGAUAUUGGUGACUCUGUCAGCCAAAUUUUAGCGGGCACGAUUCCUCAGACGGCAUUAAACCUCGCUUGCCGGCAGCUUAAUCUUGCUCACAUCAAGAUUCUCCUCGACAACGGUGCCAAUGCCAUGGGCACAAAUCACAACAUCGAGGACUACAAGGACGAAUUGACAGGCGAAUACUUCCAGGCAUCGCCACUUCACGACCUCUUCCUUCCAGAAAGCCUGCACAAGAACCCCGUGAUAGGGGACAAGGCCAAGAUCAGCGAAGCCAUCAGGGGCGCCAUUGAAUAUCUCUUCACCCGCCAUGGCCAGAUGGCUCUUCAGCGUGAGCACUGGGUUGCCAACCGACACAAAAUCACACACAACUCCCAUCGUAUUGGCAAGAUAGACCGAGAGUUCUGGUACAUGAUACCGCACAAAAGCCGCACAAGAGUCAUAGCAAAAUAUACGCCGCUUCAGCUCUUUUUCAUGCAGCCCCUCGUUGACGACCCGUCUAUACCGGAAGCAAUGUGGAACGCAUGUGACAUCAAGGAACAGAUUAACAGUUUGAUUGAGCCUUUUUGCGUCAGUCCCCUCAUCGCCCUCCUGAGCCACCGCUUCGAUCACCGCGUUGGGGACCUGAACUUCUACCGCCACGAGCUGCUCCGGUGGCUGCUCACACACGGGGCUGACCCCGACGAGGCUGACUUCGAAGGCUUCACCCCGCUUCACCACGCAGCAUUCUGGCUUGAUGAGAUAGCCAUCAAGAUUCUCCUUGAAUUUGGCGCCAAAACUGAGACCAAGGCCGAAUGCCUCUCGCCCCUUGACGUGGUCCUCGGUGGCGUUUACAAUAGGCAUCAGCGAGAUGCCUUGCAAGAACCGUUCCACGACAGCCUCGACACUGCCUGGAAGACGAUGGUGAGACGCGUUGAUCAGGAAGAAGAGGACAUCUACGGCCUGGGGGACGCCAUCCGUCGCUGGGAUGAUGAAAAUCAGUUGCCAAUGUGCGCUCUUCCGAACUAUGAGCUGAACCCAAAGUAUGCCUUUCACAGCUCUAAGCCCUCGCCUCAUAUGAAGGCCCGGCAUUUGCUCCCGGAGCUGCAGAGAAGGAUGACUGAGCGCAAGAAGAGACUCGUGGACAUGUUGCUUCCGAGGAUGCCCCAGCUUCACGCAGCCCGAGACCCGAGCCGCUUUCGUCAAGGUCCCACCGACGACUUGCCGACCACGCUUGAUUGGGCUUGCGCGACGGGCCAGAGUAAUUAUACCAUUGAAUGUCUGUGCCAGGCCGGAUACAAGAUGGGUCUGAGAGUACCCAAGGCCCCAUUUCUGUACAUGGAUUUGAGGACUAUCGAGUCCAACUGGACUCAGAGGCGCUCGGAAUUGCUGAGCACGUAUCCUCAGGCGGUGCCUCUCGUUCCAAUCAGAAAUCGAUAG
Molecule: messenger RNA, 2466 nt
Organism: Colletotrichum siamense
Lineage: Eukaryota; Fungi; Ascomycota; Sordariomycetes; Glomerellales; Glomerellaceae
Product: Ankyrin repeat domain-containing protein 50
Exons: 1
Coding region: 1-2466 (821 amino acids)
Molecular function (GO): protein binding
Source: RefSeq, a predicted model, not a curated record